Molecule: messenger RNA, 3533 nt
Organism: Myodes glareolus (Bank vole)
Lineage: Eukaryota; Metazoa; Chordata; Mammalia; Rodentia; Cricetidae
Gene: Ccr2
Product: C-C motif chemokine receptor 2
Biological process (GO): blood vessel remodeling; positive regulation of cytosolic calcium ion concentration; G protein-coupled receptor signaling pathway
Cellular component (GO): external side of plasma membrane; membrane; cytoplasm
Molecular function (GO): chemokine (C-C motif) ligand 5 binding; C-C chemokine receptor activity
Source: RefSeq, a predicted model, not a curated record
AUUGAUGGAGACUACUUGGCUGCUAUUUGGAACCAUGAAACCCACCUGUGUGAAUGGUGCAUAUCAAUGUGGCUGGAAACACCUGUGCUUAGUAUCAGAGCGUGCCUGGAGCUGUGUCCUCCAUCUGGCCACAUACUCUGUGGACACUCCUGCCUUUACCAAACCACCAUGGAAACUUUAUUUCCUACUUCUGCACACCAAGUUUCUACCUCUAGAUCUGAGGUUUUCGUUGCUGAGAAGCCUGAGAUACCAGUACUACCAAGAAGUCAUCCCUGAAACAAGGGAAAUGGAAGACAGUGAUAUGUUACCUCAGAUCAUCCAUAGCAUACUAUCAACAUCUCAUUCUCGGUUUACAAGAAGUCUCCAAGGACUUGAUGAAGAUGUCACCACACCUUAUGACUAUGAUAAUGGUGAGCCAUGUAAUAAAUACAACGUGAAGCAGAUGGGUGCCAGGAUCCUGCCCCCACUCUACUCUCUGGUAUUCAUCUUUGGUUUUGUGGGGAACAUGUUGGUCAUUCUCAUUCUGAUAAGCUGCAAGAAACUGAAGAGCAUGACUGACAUCUACCUGUUCAACCUGGCCAUCUCUGACCUGCUCUUCCUGCUCACUCUCCCAUUCUGGGCUCACUAUGCUGCAAAUGAGUGGGUCUUUGGGAAUAUAAUGUGUAAAUUCCUCACGGGCCUCUAUCACAUUGGUUAUUUUGGUGGAAUCUUCUUCAUUAUCCUCUUGACAAUUGAUCGGUACUUGGCUAUUGUCCAUGCUGUGUUUGCUCUGAAAGCCAGGACAGUCACCUUUGGGGUGAUGACAAGUGGAGUUACUUGGGUGGUGGCUAUGCUGGCCUCUCUCCCAGGAAUCAUAUUUACUAAAUUCAGAAUAGAUCAAGAUCAUCAAGGUCAAGAUCAUUACACCUGUGGUCCUCAUUUUCCAUUAAUAUGGAAGAAUUUUCAUGCAAUAAUGAGGAAUAUCUUGAGUCUGGUCUUGCCCCUACUUGUCAUGGUCAUCUGCUACUCAGGAAUCCUCCACACCCUGUUUCGUUGUAGAAAUGAGAAGAAGAGGCACAGGGCUGUGAGGCUCAUCUUUGCCAUCAUGAUUGUCUACUUUAUCUUCUGGACACCCUACAACAUUGUUGUCUUCCUGAAUACCUUCCAGGAAUUCUUGGGACUGAGUACCUGUAUGAUUACCAAUCACUUAGACCAGGCCAUGCAGGUGACAGAGACUCUUGGAAUGACACACUGCUGCAUCAACCCUGUCAUCUAUGCCUUUGUUGGGGAGAAGUUCCGAAGGUAUCUCUCCAUAUUCUUCAGAAAGCACAUUGCUAAACGUCUCUGCAAACAGUGCCCAGUUUUCUACAGAGAGACAGCGGAUCGAGUGAGCUCAACAUACACCCCUUCCACUGGGGAACAAGAAGUCUCAGUUGGGUUGUAAAGCAAAGGGUGGUUUGCUUUAUUUUUUUUUUUUUCUAAUCAGGGUACAAGGAACAGUUUGUAUAUGGUAACAAGCUUCAAAGCCAGUGAAUUUCACACCUUUGGGUCUCAAUCCCUUGGGGGCCUGGAAGGCCCUUUCAGAGGGGUUGCCUAAGACCAUCAAAAAAUGCAGAUAUUUAUAUUACAAUUUAUAACUAACAAAAUGACAGUUAUGAAGUAGCAAAAAGAAAUUAUGGUUGGGGAUCACCACAACAUGAGGAACUGUAUUAAAGAGUCCCAGGAUUACCAAAGUUGAGAACCACUGCUCAAAGAUACAUUGACGAAUAGGUGUCCAGGAACCUUACGAUUAUGCCAAGACAGAACUACAUCACUUCUUGUACAUACAAUACUUGCUCAGGAAACAUCUAGAAUAAAUGCUGGUAGACUCUUCAGCUUUCCAGUGAACUCUUCUCUGCCUCUAGGAAGAGCCUUAUUUUCUUGUGGUAAUACUAUUUUGCCAAGCGUCACUCUGUUUCUCCCUGUUUCUAACAAGAUGAGCUUGGAAUGAAUAUGAAGAAGGGUGUGAGGAUUUCAGGACUGAGUGAGAAAGGGGAUGAGACAAGCAUUGUUGAUUCUGGAUGAAGAUGAAGAUGAAAGAGAGCAGGAGCCCUUUUCAUUUGGAAAGAAAUGUCCUGGUCUUUGGCUCCAUCUCCCACCUGUAUUUAAUGAUGAAGGCGUUAUUAGGUUAGGAAAAUCUGGGAACUGUAAUAGUUUAUUGGGAACUUUAUUUGAGCCCCCUGAUCCUUUUAUACAUAACUGCCUUGCACAUUUUUACUUUGUUAUUUUUAUGAUGACAACAUGGAAAAUCUUUUCAAUAUCACACUCAAUUGUUUACAUGUUUCUCAAGCCACAACUCUUUACAUAAUAUUUAUAAAAUUAUAGGUUAUAAAAUAUGCCUCAUCACUGGUUAAUCCCAAAAUAAUAAAGACUCUUGUUUGAUAUUUUCAGGAAGAACAAAGAUUGGAGGUAGUGAGUGACCAAGAGUGUGGAGAAAAGCCAAUCCCUCCAUCAGACACAGGGGGCUGCAGCAGAAAGGCAGGGGAGAUGUGGGUCAGCAGCGAGGAUAUGUUUAGAACCACAUAGAACCUCAGUACUGAGGAAAGGUUGCUGUCUGGUUGUAAAUUGGUGUUAUUUCAUUGCUCUUAUUUCCUGCUGCCCCGUAACCUUUGCACCUGCCUUCUUUCCCCAUGGUGUUUAUUUUCUAACUUCCAUACUUCAAACAUCAGUGGGCCAGAGAAAAGUGUGUUUGAAACAGCCAAGCGUGAGCUCCUGCAUAGUCCCAGGAGAGAAAAAGCACUGGGUAUGUUUUGUGGGUAAAGAAAGGGAUGGAACAGAAGUACUUAUUUUGUAUUUAUAUUCCUACCCUAGGAACAUAUCUUAAUUACAGGCAGGAUAAGCCUAUAUAAAAAGAGAUUACAGAUGGAGUGAGAAGAAGGGUGUCACAGACUAACUUCUACUGCCUUAUUUUUGGAUACAAAUAUAAUUCAGAGAUUUAAAAAAAAUCAAAAAUAGAAAAAAUAAAAUCAAGACCGAAAACUUUAACUUUUAAAUGUGGCAAAAUACCUCUAUUCUUACCUUGCUAGCCUUGAAUGUAUUGCAUUAGUUACAGAGAAAAUUCUGGCUCUGAGUAUAAGAGCUGACAUAAAAAUUCUAGAUUGGCAGGGCCUUGAGUCUGUGAUCUGUGGGCUUACCCAGUUACGGUCAUACAGAGUCUAAGCCAUCGGGAACCCAGCACAUACUACACAGAGGCUGUCAGCAGGGCACUUGUUUUCUCAGCCUUGUUUUCCCCAAACUCCUUUGUAUUGUUCUUCCUGGAUGUGCUAAUGAUGAUAGAUUGUCCUUCUGGUGAGUAGGAGCCCCCAAGUGAAGUCAGCUUCUAAUCAAAGCUUUAACAAUUUAAUUUACAAAGGAGAAGAGUUAGACAAACUCCUUCUCAUAUGAAAAAAUAUCUCCCUUGAAUGAACCAAGAAUGCUUUUCCCUAUCCCAUAUUGUUUUUCUCAGCCGACAGAAGAAGCAAAGAAAGAAACAGACAACCUGGGAACCGGAAGUCUUUGUGGUUUGGCUUUGUUAU